Messenger RNA from Acanthoscelides obtectus, 3133 nucleotides. Lineage: Eukaryota; Metazoa; Arthropoda; Insecta; Coleoptera; Chrysomelidae. The record is from the annotation of a GenBank genome assembly.
CCCUUUGUUUGCUAAAAACUCCAUUUCCCACAAAUCUCAUUUUUCGGGCCGCAAAAUGAAACCACAUAUGCUACUGACGUCUCGGCCACCUCGAAUAACUUUUUCCAAUUAAAAAAUGACAAUGGCAAUCUAUUUCAUAUUGUCGUCUAGAUGAUACUUCAUUUUUAUUGUCCCCUUCGUUUGUCCCUACCCUGUAGUUGCGCCACUGCAUCUUGCCAGUUCGCAGAAACGCAGUACAUCUUUCACACAUCAUUAUGUAAAAAUGAAAAACAAAAUCAGCUUAUCUCGUUACGCAAAUGUUCAUCGUAAGACGCCCACCGAAUUCAGUCCUUCUCAUCCAAUUAUUACUCCAAAUCCUGUUAGCCUUUGGAAAGAAACCUUUCCGGUGUCUAUAAAUACUCCUGGCGACUGUGAACGGACACUUCAGGUGGAAGUACUGAGUACGCGACCGCCCGAUAUUCGCAGCUUCCUUGAAAAACAACUCCCCGGUAAGGCGCUCCGUGAGCUCGACUUCUCUCAUCAAUGGUGGUAGCCGUAAAAGUUUUUAAGAAAACAACACCGAAUGGUAAAGUCACGGUAUAUCUGAGCAAGAGGGACUUCAUUGACCAUCUGAGUCACACCGAUCCCGUUGACGGAGUUAUCGUCGUCGAGGAUGGAUACUUGCAAGGUCGUAGAAUAUUCGGCCAGCUCCUCACCGUCUACCGCUAUGGGCGUGAGGAGGAUGAGGUCAUGGGCGUCAAGUUCAGCAAGGAAAUGGUUGUCGCCAGCGAUCAACUAGUUCCAUGCAAGAAAGGGGAGAAGGAACCACUCACUCCAAUCCAGGAAAAGUUGAUGAAGAAAGUGGGUCCCAAUGCCUUCCCUUUUACCUUCAACUUCCCUGACAUGUCUCCAUGCUCUGUGACUCUUCAACCAGGUGAGGAUGACGAUGGUAAACCGCUUGGUGUGGAAUAUUUCGUAAAGUGCUAUGUGGGGUCCAACGAGGAUGACAAGGGACACAAGAGAAGCACCGUACAGUUGGCUAUCAAGAAACUGCAGUUUGCUCCAGCCUCAAGGUCUGUGAGCAGGCUGCCAAGCUCUUUGGUAUCCAAGGGAUUCACUUUUUCGUCGGGCAAGAUCAACUUGGAGGUGACACUGGACAAGGACGUUUACUACCACGGGGAGAAAAUCGGCGCUAACUUGAUGAUUAGCAAUAACUCGAGGAAACAAGUGAGGAACAUAAAGGUGUAUGUCGUUCAACAUUGCGAGGUGACCAUGGUCAACGCGCAGUUCUCCAAAUACGUGGCGAGCCUAGAAACCAGAGAGGGCUGCCCCAUAACACCUGGAGCAAGUUUCACCAAAGUGGUGUACCUUGUACCAUUGGCAUCUAGCAACAGAGAUCGACGAGGAGUAGCCUUGGAUGGCAGAUUGAAGGACGAUGAUGCCAACUUAGCCAGCUCCACUUUGGUGCCCGAAGGAAAAUGCCCCAUCGAUGCCAUUGGUAUCGUGAUCUCCUACUCGAUACGUGUCAAACUGAACUGCGGUACCUUGGGUGGAGAAUUGGUCACCGACGUGCCUUUCAAGCUCCUCCACCCAGCACCUGGAUCAGUGGAAAAGGAACGCGCUCAUGCUGUCAAGAAGAUGAAAUCCGUGGACAAGUCCAGGUACGAACAAAGUUUCGCUAAUGACGACGAAGACAAUAUCGUUUUUGAGGAGUUUGCCAGAUUCAGAAUGUCUAGGGAUGAACUCGAGUAAAUUUUAUGUGCAAGAUGGGAAUUUGCGAAAUUGGGCAACGAGAAUUGAUACGUCAGACAGAAAACAUCAACCGAAAGGUUUAUUAUUGCUGAUUUUAGAGGAAUUAUCAUUAUUGCUGAUUCUCGUUUGUCCAAUUUCAAAAUUUCUCCAGACCAGUUCAGGGAAGCUGGGCAGGUUACUGGUUAUAGUCACCACUUUGAUUGUAAAUUACAAGGGGAUACAUUUUUAUACCCAACAUCUGAUAUUCACCCCUUCUGGCACUGAGACUGACUUCCACCGUUCAAAUUAUCUGAUUCUACUAGAUACCUGCACAGCAUUUCUGAUUUUUUUAAUAUAGGAUUUGUUCGGUCAAGUUGAUGAGACAAAACGAGACAUAUUUUGCUUUAAACUUAAAUUUGCAGAGAAAAACGCCAAAAAAAAUUAUAAAAUAGAUUAGAAAAAUGGAAAAAUUUUGAAGAAAGCUUUGGUUGCUCCGCCACAAGUUUUCCAAUCUACCGUUAUUUAUAAGGGACAUCAGGUUGUUAACAAAAACUUUCAUGACUAUAUCGAACUCUGCUUCUAAUUACUCCUGAUCUAUUGUACUCUUUUAGUUGAUAGGAUAUAUUAUUUAUGCAUGCAUACAAUAAAAUGAUGGUUUACAGAUCAACAGUGGCUUUAUUUUUCCUUUUAUUUGUAAUCAAUAAAUUAUUACUACAUUUUCAGAUUUCGUAUAGUAACGCAGCAGAAGAACUACAAACUACAAUUCUAGUUCUAGAAUCAUUAAUAAAUGGUACCGAUAUCGAUCAGCAUAACCAAUAAAGAAGACGAGAUAUAAGCAAAAAGCAGUUUGCCAAGGAUGUGCCAUCUUAUCUGGAGGAAUUUCAAAUAGUUUCUAUAGACUACAAAGCUACAACUAUCGGUGGUCUAAUUCUAAUAACCCGCAUCUUCAAAAAAUUCAAAUGUUACUUUUUCGCGUCACAAUUUUAUUUUUUCGCGCCAUUCAGUUGUACGUUUAUUUUUAUUCUACUAAGUUAAUAACGGUUUUGUUUAGUGUUAAAUGUUACCUCUUCUAAUAUUGAAUCAUAUUUAGCACCUUACAAAAUAAAACACCCUCUCCUGAAGAAUACCGAUCCAUACAAUUACGGGGUAUUAGAAUUAGACCAUCGAAAAUAACGAGCUGUUUUUUCAGUACUCUAAACAAAAUUUGUCAUGGUUAUAUUUGGUUAUUUGUCUUCACGCCCUUACGCACGUUGAGUAUAUAUUUACAAAUAAACAUAUACAGGGUGUUUCUUAAUGAUAUGCGAAUAUUUAAGGUUGUGAAUCUACAUGAACAAUUAAUGUUAGUUUGGUUUAUAAACUAUGGUCCAAAAGCGUUUCCUUACAAAAACUCGGGGUGUUGAAGUUGUAGGAAAAAAAAAUGGAG